CAUUCGUCCCCGGUAGUGGGGUAUGAUCCUGCCAGUAAGACUAACAAAAUCUUGAAAAAGUUCCAUAUUCUCACCAAGGAAAAAAAAAAGUCGGCCGCAGGUGUUCCGGGAGCGGGGAACUUCAAAUCUAUCGAUCAUCGGAGAUCUCUUUAAACCCCGACUCCUCAGUGGUUCGCAUUACCGGUUAUUGAACGGAUUUUCACAGGUCACUGAAUAAUAGAUGCCAGUUGCAAAACUCAGCACAGGUGGCACUCUUGAUUCCAUGAAAUCAGGAGAUGGGAAUGAUUCUCUUGAUACUGUGAGUCGGCAAACUGUUGGGAAGGAGCCUCAUAUUUCUCUUUCAAGGACGGGGGAUAUCCCGGUCCCAUGGUUUCAGUUGCUUCAUGAGCUUCCUGGUUGGCCCUUGCUGAAGCCUCUGAAGGUUCAGAUGGAGAAGUGUGAGAAGUGCGCACAGGAAUUUUGUUCACCGGUUAACUAUCGGAGGCACAUCAGAGUGCACCGCAGAUCAUUAAAUUUUGACAAGGAAUCUCAUAAGAUUAGAGAUAUGUUGGCAGCUUUCUGGGACAAGCUCUCACUGGAGGAUGCUAAGGAAGUUGUAUCAUUGAGGGAUGUGACUCUAAAGGAAGUUACUGGCACUUCAGUUAUCAAAUCAUUGGCUGCAUCUCUCCACAAGCCAGGGGUUUGGACACUUCCACAGGUUUAUGUCGAGGCUGGAUCUACCCUACUGGAUGUCAUUCAUGCUAAAUCCUCUAGGCUUCCUAUAUCCUCACAGGAAUUAUUCAGUAUUCUUGAUGAUGCUAGUGAGAGGACUUUCUUACGUGCUGGCACAGCUGAAUCUGUGCUAAAGUAUAUUUUUGGUGGGAAACCUGGAAGAAUUGCCUUUGAGUUGAAGAACUUAGUUGCUUGCACUAGCUUUCUUUUUGAACUGAAGCUGGUUAAAGCAUGGGUUGCUGACAAAGAUGUUGAGGCCUUGAGAUGCCAGAAAUUGCUUGUGGAGGAGGAGGAAGCUGCUCAGAAAAGGCAAGCUGAGCUGUUGGAAAGGAAAAAGCAAAAGAAGCUCAGGCAGAAGGAACAGAAAGCAAGGGAACAUUCAAAUGGGGACGGAGUGGCUUUGAUUGAUGCCACUUCAUCAGAGGGAUCUUUUCUGGCAGAAAUGUGCAGCUCUUCUCCACCUGAUUCCAGUCCUGAUGCUCCUUGCACUGUAGAUGAUGGCACCACCUUCCUUAAGCCAGUUCAGCUCUCUAGUACUGAACAAAAUAAUGACAUUGAAGCUCAAUCUGAUUUAAGCAGUGGCCAUUUGGAUUCAGGUCUUGUUCAAAAUGUAGAACCCACAAUGGUAUCUGUAAACGGUCGCCGGUGGCGGCAGGUGUCUAAAUCCCAUUGGGCUGGAAGAAGUGACUUUCAUGGUAAUCAGAAUCAUCAAGUUUCAAAACUUGAACCAGUACAAAAGCUUGUCCCUGCCAAAGAUCGAGGUACUGUGGUGAGCAGCAGUAAAGUGUGGACCAAGAAACUUAAAGUGGACAAUGAUGAGGAGAUCUUGAGACCCACACUGGAGGAGGCAGUAAACCAAUCAGAUGAAAACAAGUGUGAACUGAUUAUUGGCUCUAUAUCUAUACCAGUUACAAACUGUAUCUUAAGGAAAAAUAAAAUCAGUUUAGGAGAAGCUCAUUACAGUUGUAGUACUGAGGAAGGUAAACAUAAGAGUAAUGUUUUGGAGGAACCAGCUAACUCCGACAGCCGUCAAUUUGGUUUAAAUGAAGCUGCCACUGAACUUCGGAUGCCUAAGAGUCUUCAUGGUUCAAGAGGUCCAUCACCAGUUCAAAGAGCCAACCAUGAUGCCCAAGACGGUGUUAUGGUUGACAAGCUAGAGGAUCGAACUGCCUCUGAUGGUAGUUGUUUGCAGUCAUCCUCUUCGGAUGAUGAUCAUAGCCAAAGCAGGGAGGGUUUGACCUGUGUGUACGAAGGGAUGGCAAUGCCUCAAGGUUUGCAGCUCUCCACUGCGGCUGCCAAAGCUUUUCUUGCACAGAGGUGGAAGGAAGCUAUCUCAGCGGAGCAUGUGAUGACACUGGUGCUUUCGGAGGAGUCUGAUCUUCCCGGGCUUCCAGAAAAUCAAAUUGACAUUUCGGCUCUUGAUUUUGAAAACGGGCAAGUUGACCUGGGUCGUAUUUCGUCUACCGGCGGAAUUACUAAAGCUAAGAAUAGAACAAAUCCUGAAAAGGGUGUUAAGAUCAAGUACAUCCCCAAACAGAAAGUUGCUUCUUAGGAUACAGGAGAGUAAUGCGAUUUUUGCUUUUGUCAUACCCGUUGUGCAGCUAACUAAUUGCCAUAGCAUUCGGUAGCAGAGGUUCCAGUUUUACCAGCGGUCUUCUGUCAAAGAAAAUGUUCAAAUUUUGAGGAUACAGUUUUUGAGUUCCAUCCUUUGUUCUUGAGUAGGUGGAGCAAAUUUGAUUAAGAGAGAGGUUUUCUCGGCUGUUCCCUGGUAGUUCUGUAAUAAAUUGGGGUUUCUUUUUGGUGUCAGGAGAAUUUUGUAAGCCUCAUGUCUUGGCUAAACAUCGCAUCUCGUGUUAUGCCAGACACUGUAAAAAGUAGAGUACUAUGAUAUAUUCCAGACGCGCCGCCCAAUUUUUAAGGAGUAUGAUGGAUUUGUUGUUAGUUA
Messenger RNA from Coffea arabica (coffee), 2656 nucleotides. RefSeq lists its product as uncharacterized. NCBI's taxonomy places the organism in Eukaryota, Viridiplantae, Streptophyta, Magnoliopsida, Gentianales, Rubiaceae. The record is from RefSeq and is a predicted model, not a curated record.